Molecule: messenger RNA, 2121 nt
Organism: Pectinophora gossypiella (pink bollworm)
Lineage: Eukaryota; Metazoa; Arthropoda; Insecta; Lepidoptera; Gelechiidae
Gene: AP-1sigma
Product: AP-1 complex subunit sigma-2
Exons: 5
Coding region: 213-686 (157 amino acids)
Biological process (GO): vesicle-mediated transport; intracellular protein transport
Cellular component (GO): intracellular membrane-bounded organelle; AP-1 adaptor complex; membrane coat
Molecular function (GO): clathrin-cargo adaptor activity
Source: RefSeq, a predicted model, not a curated record
GUCAUGCAUGUCAUGAAUGUGUCAUGUCUUCCGCUUAGCCCCUUAUUUCACGAUUUGCAAAUUGCGAUGGUGAUGUGUUAAUAAUCGCCUUUUUAGUAAAAAUAUUGUUUCCUUUGCAGAUAUGGAAUGAAAUACAUCAAUAUUACUAGUGAUAAAUCGACAACAUUCCCUAGUUUAUGAAUAUUUAGACUGAAUUACAUAGAGAAAACAAGAUGAUGCAAUUUAUGUUGCUGUUCAGUCGUCAAGGCAAACUUCGCCUGCAGAAGUGGUAUGUGGCACACCCUGACAAGGUGAAGAAGAAGAUCACCAGAGAACUGAUCACCACAGUGCUCGCGCGGAAGCCCAAGAUGUGUUCCUUCUUAGAGUGGAAGGAUGUUAAAGUAGUUUAUAAGAGAUAUGCAUCAUUGUACUUCUGCUGUGCGAUGGAGCAGGAAGACAAUGAGCUGUUGACCUUAGAGCUCAUUCACCGCUACGUCGAGCUGUUGGACAAGUACUUUGGAAGUGUAUGCGAGCUGGAUAUAAUCUUCAACUUCGAGAAAGCAUACUUCAUCCUGGACGAGCUAGUGCUGGGCGGCGAGCUGCAGGAGACGAGCAAGAAGAACGUGCUGAAGGCCAUCGCGGCGCAGGACUUGCUGCAGGAGGAUGAGACAGUGGACGCGGCGCUGCGAGAAGUGGGCCUCUUGUGAGCACCAGAUGGCGCUGAUGCAGAAUCUUCUAGAAAUUGCCACCGGCGCUUCCAUGUUCUUCAGCAAGUCAUCCCUAAAAUGGAGUAUUUUUUGUUAAAGAUGGAAAAGGAUCUUUAACUUCACUACUACAGUCUUACAAGCUUCAUACAAUUUAAAAUGUGACAGUCUAAUAAUUGAAGUAUAAGAUGUUACAAAAUAAAAUAUUUAAAGCAAUGACAUUUUCUCAGUGCGCCGCCAUUUAAAAUAAUAUUCGGUACUGUUUUACAAGUCCUUUUUUUAUAAUAAGCAAUAAUAUUACUGAUUUUUUAAAUUGUAUGUUGUAUAAUUCUAAUCUUCUGCAUUUAUGGUAAUGAGUGAAUGACAAACAAAUAUUAUAAAUAAAAAAUAGCUAGGUUGAUAUGAAAUGUAGAAUGUUAGUGUGGCUAGACUUAGAAAGAAUAUAAUUUUCAAAAGUUCUAUUAGAUAAAAUUAAAUAAUAAAAAGUAAAUCAAAGCAUUGAAAAAGUUUAAAGUGAUUUCAUUGCAAUAAUAGACUCAAAACUGAUCAUAAAGUUUUUAUAUCACGUAAUAUCGAUUUAUCUACAAAACAUAGUUCUUGCAAAAUAAAUCUUCAUGAUAUAAUAUAAUUCUUUAGAUAUGGUAGUUUUGACAUUACUAAGUAUGAAUUAUAUUACUUUUCCUUGUCAAGGUAUUGAAGAUUUUAACUUUUUAUUUAUUGACUUAAUAAAAUAUGACCAAAGCGGACCAAUAGUGAUGUUAAACAUGUUCCAACAGAAUUUAGAAACUUGCCAAUUUAUUUAAAAACUCAAAGGUUUAGGGUUUUUUAAUCUUACCUAAUUUUAUAUAUAAAACAAUGUAGGUAUUCUGUUAUUUUAUUUAAUAACUUAGAAAUAAAUAAGAAGUUUUGUUUAUUUUAAAUAUAUUUUAAGGGUUUCUAUCGAAAAUAUUCUAAAUAGUAUUUAAAACACGAAUUAUUAUUUAGAGAAUUUAUUUGAUUUUAUUCACUGACGUAUGGUAUAUUAAUCAUUUUUACAUUUAUUUAGGUACUUUUUUACAAAACUAAUCUAAUCGUGGAAAUAUAUUACAUAUUUUUACUAAGGUAUAAGGUGUUUUUAUCAUUAUUGAUUCAUCAAUAUUAUGACGUUUUAAGGCUUAAGUUUAUUUGUUUUUAUUUCAAAAGUUUAUUAUGUUGUUAUUUUAGUGAUUCCGAAUGUUGUAAUUUCACUUAUUUUUAUGAGUUGUUUUAAUAAACUUAGUGCCAUUGGCUAAAUUUACAGUUUGUACUGUGAUGUAAAAUUGUAUUAAUUUUAACUAAAAGGAUCGUGUGACUUUAAUAUUUAGUGCAAUACAUUUUAUAUAUGUUUCAUGACCCUCGAAUAUAAUUACUUUAUUUUAUUGUAUACGAGCGAAAUGAAAUAAAUUUAUGUGUACGUGGA